This is a messenger RNA of Terrapene triunguis (Three-toed box turtle), 4650 nucleotides long. It is a transcript of the gene FOXRED2, whose product is annotated as FAD dependent oxidoreductase domain containing 2. The coding region runs from base 349 to 2418 and encodes 689 amino acids. Gene Ontology annotation, molecular function: flavin adenine dinucleotide binding; monooxygenase activity. The record is from RefSeq and is a predicted model, not a curated record. NCBI's taxonomy places the organism in Eukaryota, Metazoa, Chordata, Testudines, Emydidae. The transcript has 9 exons.
UUCAUCUGGGCCUGCCCCUUUAAGACUCCCGCUGGGAAGCUUCACCCCCGACACGUGACACGGGUGUGACAGCGCGGCUCUGAUAGGAAGCGAAUCGCCUAUAUCACGUGACACGGCUCCGCCGGGCAGCUAGUAGCGCCGAGCCUAUCUCAGUGCCCGCCUCCCCCUUGGGAGGAAUAGCCGCUCUUGCAACUUCUCUCGCUGGUGGGGUAUAGUCUAUCCGCCGCAGGAGGACCGCAGUCGCCAGGACUCUAUGGUCCGAGUUUGGUGUUUACGGGGCAGCCGGACGGGACUUGCCUGGAUCGAUUCGCUACAGCCUGACGGGUCAGAGCUGGCCUCGCUGUUCCCAUGAUGGCCCCGCCUGCUGCCCAGUGUGCAUGGGGCCUGCUCCUAACCUUUACCUUCUACAUGGGCUCUUCCUGCACUGACGGUGCCUCCGUCCUUAAACACCACAACUAUUGCAUCAUUGGUGCUGGCCCCUCAGGCUUGCAGAUGGCCUAUUUCCUCCAACGUGCAGGCCGGGACUAUUUGGUCUUUGAGCGUAGCCAUGCGCCUGGCAGCUUCUUUGCCCUUUAUCCACGCCAUCGCAAGCUCAUCAGCAUCAAUAAACGACACACUGGCAAGUCCAACAGCGAGUUCAAUCUUCGCCAUGACUGGAACUCCCUUCUCAGCCAUGACAGCCGACUGCUUUUCCGACACUACUCUCAUGACUUCUUCCCUGAGGCUGACACUAUGGUGCAUUACCUUGAAGACUUUGCUUCUAUGUUGGAGCUCCGGGUUCAAUACAACACUGCCAUCAUCCAUGUGAGACUGGAGAGGGACUCACAGGCAUGGAAUGGCCAUUACUUCAUUCUUACAGACCAUAACAGCCAGAACUACAGAUGCAGCCUAUUGUUGGUAGCCACUGGAACAUGGGUUCCCAAUGUGGUAAACUUCCCCGGCUCGGAAUAUGUUGAGGGCUAUGAAUCUGUGUCCAUCAACCCAGAGGACUUUGCUGGCCAGAGUGUGUUGAUCUUGGGUCGGGGGAACUCUGCCUUUGAGACAGCAGAAAACAUUCUGGGCGUCACCAAUUUCAUACACAUGGUGAGCCGCUCCCGCGUUCGCCUCUCUUGGGCCACCCACUACGUUGGAGAUUUAAGAGCAAUUAACAAUGGCCUCCUAGAUACAUACCAGCUGAAGUCUUUGGAUGGGCUCCUGGAGGGUGACUUGGAAGAUCUGGCUAUUGUCAAGGAUAAGAAAGGGAAGCUGCACAUCACUCUCAAAUUCUAUCUGGAGAACAGCAACAGCAGUGCAGGUGCAGAAUCCAUCACUCUCCCACAGGAUGAGCUGGACAACUUUGCCACCCGGGCACCCUACGACCGUGUCAUCCGCUGCCUGGGCUGGAAGUUUGACUUCUCCAUAUACAACAGAUCUCUUAGACUGAUGCCAGGGAAAGGGAAUAAGAAGAAGUAUCCUCUGAUCAAACCCAGUUAUGAGUCAAGAGGCACCCGGGGGCUCUUUGUUCUGGGCACUGCUAGCCACUCUAUCGACUUCAGGAAAUCUGCUGGGGGCUUUAUCCAUGGAUUCCGAUAUACAACUCGUGCUGUCCAUCACUUGUUGGAACAUCGUCAUCACGGAGUCCCCUGGCCAUCAUCAGUCUACCCCAUUACACAGUUGACAAAUUCCAUCAUCAAACGGGUAAAUGAGGCGUCUGGACUAUACCAGAUGUUCAGUGUCCUGGGUGACAUCAUUCUGCUGAGAGAGAAUGCCAUGGCAUUUGAGUACCUGGAGGAGUAUCCAGUCGGGAUCCUGGCAGAGCUGGAAUUGCACACAGGGAGAAAGGCCCACAACGGGCUCUUUGUUGUCAUCAUGGAGUAUGGGAAGAAUUUCUCUGGGGCUGACAAGGAUGUCUUCUACUACAACCGAGCAGUGGGGGAGGCACAACAUGCCUGGCAGUCUAACUUCCUGCAUCCUGUUAUUUAUUACUACAAACGACUCCCCACAGUGCGUGAGAUGAGGCUUCGUCCUCCAGACUGGCCUCUCCCCCGCCCAGAUGCUGUCCAUCAUAUUGUGGAGGAUUUCCUGACAGACUGGACUGCCCCAAACGCCCAUAUCCUCCCACUUAGACGCUUCCUGGAGAAUUGCCUGGACACUGACCUGCGCAGCUUUUUUGCAGAGUCCUGUUUCCUGUUUGCUCUGACUCACCAGAAGCUGCCUCCCUUUUGUCAGCAGGGAUACAUGCGAAUGCAAGGGCUUGUGGGUAACGAAAGACUUAGGCACCAUGCAGUGGAAGCCGGCCUACUGGAGGAUCACACUGUUAUGCACUUUACAGAUGAACUGCUUGGUGGCCAGAGAGGUUCACGUGAUCAGUUGCUGAAGGAUCACGUGAUACCAGGUAGCCCCCUACAUUAUCUUGUGACUACCAAGGAUGAACUUUAACCUUUCCCAAUUCAUACUGAAACCCAUGGGGACUGUUGUGACAAUACCGUAACACACAUCUGCAGCAGGAUUCCAACCUCUUUCAUGUGCCACUGGCUUCCUGCCCAUCCCUCCAGCUGUCCACAUAUUGCCAAAGACCUGCUCAGAUCUGUUGUGACUGAUGGGACCGAUGUGCUCUGGAGGAUAAGUGAGAAGCUGAGAUUCAGUGAGGCGGAGGCUUCUCCUUUGUCCCUGCAGAGCCCACAGUGCUUGAAGACAGUGUUGUAUUUAUCUUACGGACCAAUGUCUGGGGCAACAUCUAGGGAUCACAGGUAUGGGGAGGGAAAGAGAGAAGAGAUGCACAGAUGGCUUAACAUGAAAUAUUUUCGGUUUUGAUGUGACACAGUCACACGUCUUGAGGGCAGGUUGGAGACUCUGAUCAUUGGAUGCUGUGUCCAGUACAUUCUUGUUUAUACUUGAAGAUUUGUAUGUUCACUGAAUUCAGAAGCGGUACCUUCAGAAGCAAAAUUUUUCAUGCACUUUGAUGGAGACAAUGAGGUGCAUGCCAGUAUAUUUAGUUUUAGUGCAGGGUAAUAUAAUGUCACUGCCUGGACGGGGGUCCCAAAAGCCACCUCCCUCUUUAAUGGCGAGCAGCUAGCCUAGGAAGCUUAGACCCAAUGUGAACUGUCAGUAGAUAGGGUAGCAGGGCCAAUCCAUUCCUUUACUUGGUGGAGUUGGUAUUCUUUGCCAGCUGCUCCUAUUUAGAAGGGAUAGUCCCUGUAUUUUUUAGCAAAAUACCUGUCCUAUUUGCACUAUGUCCUUCCAAAAAGCUUCCAGUGCAUUUCACUCUAUUUAAAAUGUGUAUUCCUAGUUUUCUUCCCAGAUGUUCCUAUUUACAGCUUUCAGAUGUUGUAUGGUAAAUUGUCUAUCUGCGUUUUAUUGCUCAUUAUCUGAUAGGCACAGACCUCUCACUUCUUGGAAACCACUAAUCAGGGCAAGGAGUUUGAGUUCAGUCUUCCUAUGUCCCCAUGAUUUCUGAGAGGUAGAGGAGGGGCAGGUGGGAAUAGUCUUCCUGCUCUCCCCAUAUCCAUGAGAAUACCUUGCAUUUGUGCUUCCCGGUAAGAUGGGUGGAGGAGAGGGUGGACCUGAAUAAUCCCUCCCUAUUAGCUGAUCCCUAAGUAGCCUUUCCCAGGGACCCCUUAAAUUUUCUUGCUCUUUCUAUAAAGACCCAGUUCCUAUAGCUCUUUGCUGCUAGAGAUUGGGGAGCAGUUGAGAUGAGUGUGGGAUUGGAAGGGGUGUCGUUCUUAACUGGGAACACUGGUGAAAAUGCUGCUGCUGUCAAAGGAUCCUCUUAGUAGCUGCUACCGGGAGAAACAGAGUUGGCGUCUCAGCUGGUGUAAAUUGGUAUUACUCCACUCCCUUUAAUGGAACUACAUCCGUUUGCACUAGAUGCAAAUCUGGCGCAGAGGGAGAUGGUUGAAAAGUCUGUAUUCACCAAGCAGCCCACACAACUCACCAUGGGCAUCCUACAUGUGGACUAUCCAAGGGGGGUGGAAUUAGGAGGGCUAGUGAGAGCGCUAACCGGCCUGUCUGACCUAAAGGUUCAGUUUCAUUGUCUAUGAAAUACUAAAGCCAAGAGUAGGCCCACUGUACGUACACACAUGCAUGCGUGCACACACACACACAAAGAACCCUCUGUAAUAUCCACACACAAGAUCGUGAGACUGUAAAUUCCUAGUAUGUGGGUUCCCUUAGAUUGCAGUUCUGCUCUGAAAAGUGACUACAAAUGACACCUUCUUCUUCACCAGUGUGUGCUCCCUGUUGUGUGUCCGAAUCAGAUCUGUUAACUUCAAUGUCAGAAGGUUUUACUGUUUACUCCUGCCACCCAUGCAGAGCCAGAACAGCUGACAAAAUGAAUCAUGCUCAUUCCGACUCAUGUAAUCAAUAACAUUUGUUAAGUUCCAACUUCAUCUUUGGUGGCGCUUGAACCAAUCCAAAUCCAUUGUCCCUUUGGAAUCCCAAGCAGGGAUGAUAGUUAGGAAAACCAUUCUAAUUGUAAAGCAGACAAGUUGGAUCUGGAUGUCACAAAGGAGCAAUAAACACAAACUCUCAUGGUGCCAUUUUUGUAAUGACUUUUCGUAGCAGAAUUUCAUUUUAAUACUAAUGCCCAAUUUAAUUUUAUUAUAUCUCCUGUUGAAGUGGAUUGCUGCCUCUUGUAAUUGGUUGUAUAUGUUUUGUAUGGUUAUAUUCUUC